UGAAAGCUUUAGCUAAAGAGUUAAAUAUACCUAUUAUAGCUUUAUCGCAAUUAUCACGGGCGGUUGAUAGUCGCGUUGACAAAAGACCAAUUUUGUCAGAUCUUAGAGAAUCUGGUGCUAUUGAACAGGAUGCUGAUUUAAUUAUGUUUUUAUAUCGGGAUAUUGUUUAUAAUCCCAAUACUGAUAACCCGAAUAGCGCUGAAGUUAUUAUAGGCAAGCAACGUAAUGGUGCUACGGGUUCAGUGCUUUUGCAUUAUAAUAAUGAGCUUAUGUUGUUUUAUGAAGAGUAG
This is a messenger RNA of Didymodactylos carnosus, 290 nucleotides long. The record is from the annotation of a GenBank genome assembly. NCBI's taxonomy places the organism in Eukaryota, Metazoa, Rotifera, Eurotatoria, Philodinida, Philodinidae.